GUGUCAAUGUUUAUAUCUUCGUUCGUUUCGGGUUUCGUUCGUUGUUGCUUGUUGUUGGUUGGAGUUUAAGGUUGAGAUUAAUAAUUUCAUUGGCCUUUUUCUUUGAUUUUCAUCUAUUGUUGACGUACAGUUUAGUCAAAAUUGAUACAAUCUGGUGUAUUCCUAUUACACUUGUACCUUGCACACAUGAAUACAUAGUCCCUAUUCAUGGACUGUUGUUCUUCGAAAUUUCGAUUGCGUAUCUGUUUUAAAUAGGUAAUUUAAUAAAUUUAAACUACACAUUUACUACUGAACUCCAAAAAUGAUGGCUGGUAAAGUAAUGCCCGAGACAGAAGAUCAGAACCGAAUAAGAUUUCAAGUGGAGCUGGAAUUUGUACAGUGUCUGGCAAACCCAAACUACAUACACUUUUUGGCUCAACGUGGCUACCUGAAGGAGCAGACAUUUGUCAACUACCUCAGAUACUUACAAUAUUGGAGGGAACCAGAAUAUGCCCGAUAUCUUAAGUAUCCAAUGUGCUUGCACUUCCUGGAGCUUCUGCAGCAUGAGGCAUUCAGGAGAGAGUGUGUUUCAGCACAGGUAUGCAAAUUCAUGGACGACCAAGCAAUCCUGCUGUGGCAGCACUACACGCGGCGGCGCACGCGCAUCCUGCAGCCGCCCGACGCGCCCGCGCCGCCCGCGCCCCCCGCGCCGCCGCACGCCGCACCACGACAGCAGUCGUAAAUACUACCCUCUCUUGUUACAAUAUGUAGAUAGAGAAAACUAUAGACUUAGUUAAUAUUUCGUUUCGCUCAUAUAUAAGAGACUUAAUAGUAUAUACUAUUAAGUC
This is a messenger RNA of Plodia interpunctella (Indianmeal moth), 827 nucleotides long. RefSeq names its product Mediator complex subunit 31 (gene MED31). Gene Ontology annotation, biological process: regulation of transcription by RNA polymerase II. The record is from RefSeq and is a predicted model, not a curated record. Gene Ontology annotation, molecular function: transcription coregulator activity. The transcript has 4 exons. Gene Ontology annotation, cellular component: mediator complex; core mediator complex. Bases 302 to 721 code for a protein of 139 amino acids. NCBI's taxonomy places the organism in Eukaryota, Metazoa, Arthropoda, Insecta, Lepidoptera, Pyralidae.